Messenger RNA from Staurois parvus, 363 nucleotides. The record is from the annotation of a GenBank genome assembly. NCBI's taxonomy places the organism in Eukaryota, Metazoa, Chordata, Amphibia, Anura, Ranidae.
GUGCACUGUGUCCCUCGGACACAGCGGAUCACCGAUCAUGGAAAGAGCUGAAGAUGUCGGCUCGAUCAUGUGAUCAGCAGUGUCCAAUCACAGCUGAUCACAUGGGACAUGUACACUGAUCAUCAGGGCACUGAUGAUCAGUGUGCCCUGAUGAUCAGUGUAGCCCCAGCUGCCUAUCAGAGCUGCCUAUCAGUGCCAUAUGUGAGUGCCAUGUAUCAGUGCUGCGUUUCAGUGCCCAUCAGUGAUGCCUGUCAAUGCCCAUCAGUGUCACCUACCAGUGCCUCCUCAUCAGUGCCCCCUAUCAGUGUCCAUCAGUGCAGCCUAUCAGUGCCCAUCACUGCAGCCUCAUUAGUGCAUAUCAGU